ACUCAUUGCUAACCAGCUCAUAAGCUAAAAAAGACAACUCACAUCUCCACUCUUUUGACAAAAACAGAACACCAAACAUUAAACCCUUCAUAACACACAAAUCUCACCAUCCAACCAAAAAAAAAAAAAAAGAUGUCUGUGCUUCUUAUUCUUCUUCUUCUUGUCCGAUUCAUUACUCCAUCUUCACAGUCUUCGAUCCGAAACCUCCUCGAAGCUCGUGGUUUACCAGGUGGUUUGUUUCCAGACAACGUGGAGAGUUAUAGUCUAGAUGAGAAGACAGGGGAGCUCGAAGUUCAGCUACAGAAUCCUUGUUUCGCUCGGUUCGAAAACAGGGUUUUCUUUGAUAGUGUGAUUAAAGCAAACCUAAGCUAUGGUGGGCUUGUUGGACUUAAAGGUUUAAAACAAGAAGAGCUUUUCCUUUGGUUACCAGUAAAAGGCAUUGCAGUGAAUGAUCCUUCUUCUGGACUUGUUCUGUUCGAUAUCGGUGUUGCUCAUAAACAAAUCUCUCGUUCUCUUUUUGAAGAUCCUCCUGUUUGUUAUCCUCCUGGAUCUAUAAUGGAGAAGUUAGAGAAAAGCAAGAUGGAUAUUCAGCUAAAGAGAUGAAUGAGUUUUUUUUUUUUUGGGGUGUGUAAGAUUCAAAACUCAAACUUGUCUCUUUGAAACUUGAACAAAAAAAUGUGUUUUUUUUUAAAAUUUCUUUUACCUUUUCCUUUGGGGUUGUUUGUGGAAAUGUGGAAAGUGUUGGGAAAUAUGUGUAAAAUCUGGAAAGAAAGGAGGAAAAUUUUGGAACUUUGUAUAAACUAUGGGGUCUAUAAAGUAAUCAAUUUUGUCACUUGUCCUU
This is a messenger RNA of Camelina sativa (false flax), 841 nucleotides long. RefSeq lists its product as uncharacterized. NCBI's taxonomy places the organism in Eukaryota, Viridiplantae, Streptophyta, Magnoliopsida, Brassicales, Brassicaceae. The record is from RefSeq and is a predicted model, not a curated record.